This is a messenger RNA of Myzus persicae (green peach aphid), 1132 nucleotides long. RefSeq lists its product as uncharacterized. The record is from RefSeq and is a predicted model, not a curated record. The transcript is spliced from 7 exons. NCBI's taxonomy places the organism in Eukaryota, Metazoa, Arthropoda, Insecta, Hemiptera, Aphididae. Bases 453 to 1043 code for a protein of 196 amino acids.
ACCAGGUACGUGGUGGUUACCGAGUAUGUUGCGGGAUAAUAUGGAGAGUGCUGCUGUGCCGGCAUCAUUGCGCCUGGUACAAGAACGCCAUUGAAGACGAGUUCAGGCCAAUCACUAUUUUCAAGCAUUGUGUGAUUUGUGGCAACGUCGAAGGUGUGGCUGGUGUUUCUGUGCAUUGUUUUCCAGUCUAUUCCAUUGAAUCGUCAAUGGGUGAUGUUCGCCGAGAACAAUGGUGUCAAUACUCAACAGAUACUGGCUCACUCAAAACUCUGUUCAUGGCAUUCUGUUUUUGGACGUGAUUAAGGAGCAACCGUAUAUCAUCGUUGACUAUCUGCUAGAGCAGCGCCGUCUGUAAUGAGUAAUUACCAACAUAAAUCCUCAGGCUGUACCUUCCGCAUGAGAUUCACUUAUUUGUAAACACAGGUACAUAAAGUUUUCCCGAGAAUGUACAGAUGGUGGGACGGGAGAAUGUGGAAGUCAUUAACAUUCAGGUGAACGAAAAGGAAGGCAUGGAAGUGGUCUCCCCGCUGAUGCAUACCAAGGGUUCAUGGACCAAGAGAACCAAAAACUUCUACAUCUAUACUACAACUGUAUUCUGCACCAUACCCUGUUGCCAUGUAUGCGGUGAAUCUAGAAAUAAUAAAAGUAAAGUAGAAAACAUAACAUUUCAUAGAUGUCCUGUCAAUGUGCCACUAAUAAAGAAAAUUGGGAAUCAGUUUGUUUUAAAAAAUUCUUUAAGUCUGAACAAUAUUACCAAACAUAGCGUUCAUUAUUCAGCUCAUUUUCACCCAUCUUCAUUUCUAGAUAACAACAAAAUUAUUAAGUUGUUGAAGAAAAAUGCUAUACCACCCUUGAUAGUUUCUAGAGUGAAAUCUGCUCAGAAUGAUUAUUCAAAGAUGACAGUACCUAUUCCAGGAAUAUCAAAUUCAGCUGUCCAGCAAGGAAGUGGUACAAGUUAUAAAGUCCAAAAGAAAUUAGUAAAGGUUUCAUGUGUUAACUAUGGAUUCAAAUAUUCAAUGGGAGCAAGCUACCUUUUUGAGUAAUUUGAGAUCAAAGACGAUUUUUAAUGCAAUUUAUGUUAUUUUGUGAUUUGUUCAUUACUUAAAUAAAGAAGCUAUACUUUAUAUAAGAA